Pelagomonas calceolata is the source of this 1262-nucleotide messenger RNA. The record is from the annotation of a GenBank genome assembly. NCBI's taxonomy places the organism in Eukaryota, Pelagophyceae, Pelagomonadales, Pelagomonadaceae.
CCCGAUAAAUUUUCGCUGUGCGAAGGCCCCUCGUGCUCACGCCGUGGCCCGAACUAGGGCGGGAAAACGCUGCAGCGUGGUCCCCUGAGUGAGCUGACCGCGCGCGGAGACUUUGGGCCGCAGCGGACACCGCCGGGACAAGGGGCAGCCGGCACGCGAAACCACCAGAACCAUGGACAUCGAGCCCCCAACCCACGCGCGCGUCGACGCCAUCGCUUCGGCCAUCUGCGAGGCCGGCCGCAGCCGCAGCCGCUCCGAGGAGUCACCGAACGCCGUAGAAACGAUACCGGUGGAGGAAGACGGCGUCGACGCCCUGAUGAGGGAGGCGGCCACGGUGCUCGGGCGCGCCGCGCAGUCGCUGGCCGCCGAGGACUCGCCGCCGCAAGUGGUCAAGCGCAAGCGCCACCAGCGCACGCCGUCGCUCGUGGACGCAGCGGCCGUCCUCGCGGGCGUCUCCGAGGCGCCGCCGCCGCGCGACGACAACGCGGCGUCGCGCGCCCUGGCGGCGCUCAACGCGCUCGACCCGAAACGCAAGGAAACGCCGCCGCCGCCGCCGCCGCCCGUCGCCAUCGUGACGCCGGACCCGGCGCGCCCACGCGGCCGCUACCGCUGCUCGCGCUGCGGCGAGCCCAAGGCGAACCACGUCUGCAAGGGCGCGCAGCGCUACGAGCGGAGCGUCGCCGGGCAGACCGUGGGCCUCGAGCCCAAGGACGUGAAAAAAGCGGGCGACAAAGUACUAACCGUGCGCGCCUGGACGCCGGCGCGGGCGCGACCCGUGCCAAAGGCGAAGUCUCCCGUGCCGACGCCGCCGCGGGUGCCGACGCCGCCGCCGCCGCGCGUCGUCGUGUCGCGGACGCCGCUGCCCGUCGCCAAGCGGCCGCGCGCCGCGAGUACGUCGCCGAUGCCGCUGCCGGUCGCGACGCCGUCGCCGGGCCUCCUUUUCCAACGCCCGCGCGCGAACUCAAUGUCGCCGCCCGGCCUGCCGCUCCUGCCACGGCCGCGCGCGGGGUCGCUGCCCGGCCUGCCCCUCUUCGCGCCAACGGUAGCCUUACCGUGGGCAUGCCCUUGUGGCAAGGCGUUCGGCUUCGGGCCGCGCGGAAGCCCACCGGCGCUCGCGUGGGUGGCGCACGCGCGGCAGUGCGGCCUGGGCGGCCGCGCUUUUCCGCCGCGGCCGCCUCCUCCACCUCAACCUGGGCGCUGAGCGGGACUCGUUCCGAGUAUAACCCUGUCGCGCGCUUUCGUUUCGCUAAGUAUUGACUGUG